AUGCGUCUUCACGUCAUUGGUGGUCUUGUCAUUCUUCAGGCAGCUUUAUCCUUGGCCAGGUCAUACAAUGAACGCUUCGAUGAGGACUUGACCUUACGAUCGCUGCCGGAUGGUAAACUGCUCGCCCAUUUCGACUUUACUACACACGUCGAUGCCACGAUGGCUCCUGGAUCACAGUUAUUGGAUUAUAAUCUUUUCCCCAAAGUCAUUGGACAAGUGCUGCAACAAUACGACGUGGAUGAAAUGCAUCUUACCUUUUCUCAAGGACGAUGGCAUUAUGAUCAUUGGGGAUAUCCACCAGAGCAAUCUGCAGGAACAGGUGUCGAGUUGUGGGCUUGGAUGCAAAACCAUACAAACAUUGAUGCACGAUGGCAUUCGCUUACCAAUACGUUAUCGGGUCUAUUCUGUGCCUCGCUCAAUUUCAUCGAUGAAACAUUGACCACACAACCUGCCUUAUCCUUUGGUCCAGAUGAUGCCACAAAAUCAACUUCUCAAUUGCGAUUCGGUUAUCUGCCCCAUGAAAACGUUUGCACUGAAAAUCUUACACCAUGGAUCAAGCUAUUGCCUUGCAAGGCAAAGUCUGGCAUUGCAUCUUUAUUGAACGCACACAAGAUAUACAACUCCUAUUUCCAUUCCAUGUCCAUCCAUGCUAAACGACAAUGCAAGGAUAACCAAUGUACAAUGGAGCUCAAGCAAGCUGUUGUCUCGGUGAUGGAUCCUGUUCGUGACACGAAUCGAAGAGAUUGGUCAUUGGAAGAGGUUUUUGCUCGUGUACCUCAUGGAGCGUGUCCUGUAGCAAAUCAAAGUUUCAUUCGUGUCGCGGUGAAUGAUGAUGACGCCAUUCUAAGUCCUGAACCCACCAUGAAAGGAAAGGAUUUUAUCAUGUAUGAUUUGAAACAAGUGAAUGAGAGUUUGGAUAUCCGCAUGACCUGGGCCGAAGAUACCUUCCAUUAUCCACUUGCAUCCGCUCUUCCCAUGAUAUCGGCUCAUCGUUAUCUUACCGGACAUGGCCAAGAACGAGGUGGUAUCCAAGUCACUCUUCAAAAUCGUCACGAUGCUCCUAUGCCUAUUGUGUACUAUGAUUCCAUACCCUGGUUUCUCAAGCUAUAUCUGCAUACCUUGGAUAUUCAAGUGGUAGGGGACAACAACAACCCACAAAAUGACAUUGUCGAGCAAAUGUUAUAUCAACCCGCUGUUGAUAGAGCAAGACCUUCCAUGCUUGAAUGCAAACUCUUACUACCAGCAAGAUCCACUGUCACUUUAUCGAUGGACUUGGACAAAGUAUUUUUAAAGUACACAGAACAUCGACCUGAUGCGAACCGAGGUUUCGAUAUUGGGCCUGCUGUCAUCACAGCGCCCAUAUUGGAUGAAGUUGACAAUCGUACGAUGCGAAUUUAUACGGAUACCCUCCUUGUCAGCUUACCUACCCCCGAUUUCUCCAUGCCUUACAAUGUGAUCACGUUGACGUGUACUGUCAUUGCUCUUUUCUUUGGAUCCAUCUUCAACUUGUUAACGAGAAGGUUUCAGGUUCUUAAGGUAUCAAAAGAAUAA
Messenger RNA from Lichtheimia ornata, 1551 nucleotides. RefSeq lists its product as uncharacterized. The coding region runs from base 1 to 1551 and encodes 516 amino acids. The record is from RefSeq and is a predicted model, not a curated record. Gene Ontology annotation, cellular component: GPI-anchor transamidase complex. Gene Ontology annotation, biological process: attachment of GPI anchor to protein. NCBI's taxonomy places the organism in Eukaryota, Fungi, Mucoromycota, Mucoromycetes, Mucorales, Lichtheimiaceae. The transcript is spliced from 11 exons.